AUUACCCGGAAGUACUAGACCGGAAGUUUAAACAGAGGAUAGGAAGAUAAUGUAGCAUAACGUGACGAUACCAGGAUUAAACACCGAUUUAAAUCGAUUUCUGGAAAUUUACACAUAAUGGCAAAACACGUAAAAGACAAGGAAGCACACCUAAGACUUAACUACCUCUACCAGGCUGCCCAUUGUGUCCUCGCUCAAAACCCGGAGAACGUGGAGCUGGCCCGUUUCUACAGUUUUACUCAGCGCACCAUCGCAAGACGUCUGGUACUAAGACAGGACCCAUCAGUGAAAAGAACAUUAUGCAAGAAGUGUUGCUCAUUACUCAUCCCGGGUGUAACAGCAACAGUCAGACAACGAAGAAAAAAAGGCAAGACUGGUUCCACUGUGCUGCGGUGUCUCAGUUGUAAGCAAAGCAAGACGUUACUGAACAACCCGGAUCAUUUUUUAUGGGUGGACCAUCCAGAAGCUCAGCUUGAGCAUCAGAAACAACCAGCUCAAGAUGCCUCUGCUAAAAACCUUACAAAGGCGUCAGAUGAUCAGUCUGCAUCCUCCAAACCCAGUACAAGUACCUCCACUACAUAACAUACAGUACCUCACUAGCAUUACACAGUUGUGUUUUAUUACAUUUUGACAAACUUUUUUUCCAAACUAGUUUCAUGUUCUUUGCAAUGUUGAGGUCUUACAUAAAUGUGCGAUUUUAAAAACAUUAUUUUAUUGAAAGCAAUUUGCAAAAAUCCAGCUGAUUAUCAUUUUUGGUUUUCACAAUUUUUUUUGGUCACUAUACCAAAAAAAUGCAAUAUUAGAUGAAAGCAUCUCAUGUUAAAAUAGUGAAAAGUAAAGAAAUGUCGCUCAUUUUUUCUUCUCUUUUGCUCCACUUUUGGGCACUCUGAAACGUGUCUUCUGAAAGGACAGCAGGUUCUUGGCAAAUAUCCUGGGAAUGUGGCCCAUAUACAAGAGGAGAGCCAGUGUCAUUCCUGGAAAAUAGAUAACACUUUAAAUCAACGCAAUCUCAUAGUGGCAUAGUGUUUAAUUUCUUUCGGUGACAUGUACCUGUGACAGGGGCCAGCCAGUAGACAAAGGCAUACUCCGCCAAGGUGAAACCAGGACAAAAGAAGGUGAGGCCGUAGGCUAAUGAAGGGUUGAUGUAAGCUGAGGUGUAACCUUUGGCUGCAAAAGGACAGGCAAAGUGUAUUAGUGUUAUUUCAUUAUAAAUUAAGAUGAGAGCAGGGUGCAUCAUACCUGUGUGGGCCAGGAAGGUGAGGAGGAUGGCGAUGAGGGGCACACGGAUGAGAGCAGACUUCCGUCUCAGGAAGAGGUGGACGAGGUUAAAAACGAGUGCACACAUACACUCUGUGAAAAAGCCCUGCAGCAAGGAGGCCAGCAGGGACGUGCUGCACUCACUGGACAUCAAGUUUUUGAUCAUGUGCAUGUCGGUCAGCUCCAGGCUCCAGUAGUAUCCAGCCACAUGCAGGGCGAGAUGGGCCCCAAGGAACUGGAAGACUACUGUCAGAACAGUGGUGAGUGCUGUGGCCUCCAGCUGCAGGAACCUCAUCAAAAUCAGGAUGGGAUUCCCUGAAGCGCCCUCGCUAAUGAUCCCAUGAGCGAGCAGUACCACAAACAGUAUAGUCACCGUCACGUCAGGGCCCAAUCCCCCGGCCCACUCGCCUACCUCCACAAUGGUCUGCACCUCGAGCCAGCAUGCCACCAACAUGAACGAGGAGGAGAACUCCAACAAGAAAGCCAAGUGUGGCCAUUUUUUAAGCAGCGGCCGCAGCGAGGCCCCAAACACAACGCAGGCCAGAAAGUAGCCAAGAGAGGCGUUGAGUCCAGACAUGGCUCUGAAUGACAACUUGUCUGACAACGUGGCUCAUGCAAAGACACAUUGCUUAUCAAGAGACACGUCAGGGUUGUGUCCCGCUAACACCUGCCAAAAUACACAUGGGCCCUUUGCAAGGUCAGGUCAGGAAACAGGUCAUAUAAUAACAUCAGGUUAUUUCAUUUAAAUCUUUUUUUAAUGUAUGUUCUGCUUUCACAUGACAUGGAAACACAGUACAAUGCUUGAAAUUUGUGCAAAUGCAUUAAAGUAUGUAUGUUAUCAGGUGUUUUGGUGCCCACAUU
Molecule: messenger RNA, 2118 nt
Organism: Doryrhamphus excisus (bluestripe pipefish)
Lineage: Eukaryota; Metazoa; Chordata; Actinopteri; Syngnathiformes; Syngnathidae
Gene: rpp21
Product: ribonuclease P subunit p21
Biological process (GO): tRNA processing
Cellular component (GO): nucleolar ribonuclease P complex
Source: RefSeq, a predicted model, not a curated record